This is a messenger RNA of Odocoileus virginianus texanus, 4136 nucleotides long. The record is from RefSeq and is a predicted model, not a curated record. NCBI's taxonomy places the organism in Eukaryota, Metazoa, Chordata, Mammalia, Artiodactyla, Cervidae.
CCGCGCCGGGGCACCCUCAGCUCGAGCGGAUGGCGACUGCAGCCAGCUGGCGCUCCUGCGGGAGGAAGUGUCCCGGCUCCAGGAGGAAGUCCAUCUUCUCCGGCAGAUGAAGGAGAUGUUGAUGAAGGACCUGGAGGAGUCGCAGGGUGGCAAGUCCUCUGAGGUCCUCUCGGCCACGGAGCUCAGGGUCCAGCUGGCCCAGAAGGAGCAAGAGCUAGCCAGAGCCAAAGAAGCCUUGCAGGCCAUGAAAGCCGACCGGAAGCGCCUAAAGGGUGAGAAGACAGACCUGGUGAACCAGAUGCAGCAGCUGUAUGCCACGUUGGAGAGCCGGGAGGAGCAACUACGGGACUUCAUCCGCAACUACGAGCAGCACCGCAAGGAAAGCGAGGAUGCUGUGAAAGCUCUGGCUAAGGAGAAGGACCUGCUGGAGCGCGAGAAGUGGGAGCUGCGGCGCCAAGCCAAGGAGGCCACGGACCACGCCACAGCACUGCGCUCCCAGCUGGACCUCAAGGACAACCGGAUGAAGGAGCUGGAGGCGGAGCUGGCCAUGUCUUGGAGAUUUAAACUCACGAGUGGACAGUUUGUGACAGGUUCCUGUGCUCAGAACUCACAGAUACACCCGCCCCAUCCUACAGGACUAAAGGCCAAGCAGUCCUUAGCCACACUGACCAAGGACGUCCCCAAGCGGCAUUCACUCGCCAUGCCCGGCGAGACGGUGCUUAAUGGCAACCAGGAGUGGGUGGUGCAGGCAGACCUCCCGCUGACCGCAGCCAUCCGGCAGAGCCAGCAGACUCUCUACCAUUCACACCCCCCCCACCCCGCGGACCGGCAAGCAGUCAGGGUAAGCCCCUGCCACUCCCGGCAGCCCUCUGUCAUCUCCGACGCAUCUGCCGCUGAAGGCGACCGGUCGUCCACGCCAAGCGACAUCAACUCCCCCCGACACCGGACACACUCCCUCUGCAACGGCGACAGUCCCGGCCCAGUUCAGAAGAACCUGCACAACCCCAUUGUACAGUCACUAGAGGAUCUUGAAGACCAAAAACGGAAAAAGAAGAAAGAGAAGAUGGGAUUCGGCUCCAUCUCACGUGUCUUCGCCAGAGGGAAGCAGCGGAAGUCCCUCGACCCCGGCCUCUUUGAUGACUCCGACAGCCAGUGCAGCCCCACGCGGCAGAGCCUCAGCCUGUCGGAGGGCGAGGAGCAAAUGGACCGGCUGCAGCAGGUGGAGCUGGUCAGGACCACGCCCAUGUCCCACUGGAAGGCGGGUACCGUCCAGGCCUGGCUGGAGGUAGUCAUGGCCAUGCCCAUGUACGUCAAGGCCUGCGCAGAGAACGUCAAGAGUGGGAAGGUGCUGCUGAGCCUGAGCGACGAGGACCUGGAGCUGGGCCUGGGCGUGUGUAGCUCGCUGCACCGGCGCAAGCUCCGGCUGGCCAUCGAGGACUACCGCGACGCCGAGGCGGGCAGGAGCCUGUCCAAAGCCGCUGACCUGGACCAUCACUGGGUGGCCAAGGCCUGGCUCAACGACAUCGGCCUGUCCCAGUACUCCCAGGCCUUCCAAAACCACCUGGUCGAUGGGCGGAUGCUGAACUCCCUGAUGAAGCGGGACCUGGAGAAGCACUUGAAUGUGUCCAAGAAGUUCCACCAGGUCAGCAUCCUGCUGGGAAUCGAGCUGCUCUACCAAGUCAACUUCAGCAGGGAGGCUCUCCAGGAGCGCCGGGCCCGCUGCGAGACACAGAACAUAGACCCCGUGGUCUGGACCAACCAGCGGGUGCUCAAGUGGGUGCGAGACAUUGACUUGAAGGAGUACGCAGACAACCUGACCAACAGUGGCGUCCACGGUGCAGUGCUGGUGCUGGAACCCACGUUCAACGCUGAGGCCAUGGCCACCGCCCUGGGCAUCCCCAGCGGAAAGCACAUCCUCCGGAGGCACCUGGCGGAGGAGAUGAGCGCCAUCUUCCACCCGGCCAACUGCACAGGCAUCCGGGAAGCUGAGCGAUUUGGAACACCCCCCGGGAGGGCCUCCAGCAUCACCCGGGCAGGGAAGGAGGAGAACAGUGGUGGGAUCAAGUACAAGGCUGGCCGGCUGCCCCUGGGAAAAAUAGGAAGGGGCUUCAGCAACAAAGACCCUGAUUUCCAUGAUGACUAUGGCUCUCUUCAAAAUGAAGAUUGCGGAGACGAGGACUCCCAGGGCAGGCCGGAGCAGUGCCGUCUGGAGGGCUUCAAUGGCCUGGAGGUCACCAACGUGUAAGGAGCAGAUGCUCCACCAGACCCAACACAGAGAGGCCCGGGGAGGAAGGACAUCCCGGGACCGUCACCACUGUACAUAGUCAUCUCGGCCUGAGGAUGCUCCUCUGGUCCCUGGAAAUCUCAGCAGGCUGCCGUGACUUUGAAUGGGAUCCUGACGGAACGAGGGGGCACCAGCCUGCCUGCCUGGAGCGGACUGAAGACUUCCCUGCUCCCUGGAAGAAGACUAGCCUGAAGGACCAAUCAGGGUGCCCAGCACCUCCAUUAUCAAGGCUCCACCACUGAGUGACUCAGCCACUGAGCAGUCCAAGUGAUCCUGGGAGCCUUGAACUAAGCCUCCUGGGUAUAAAGAAGCACAGGGUUCCCCAAGAUACCAUCCCAAGAGGAGCAGGUAGGACUCUAGUGAGAUACACAGAGCCCAGUGGUGACGAUUCCAGGAGCUUGCAAAGCUGGGGGUUCACCAUCCUCAUGUGGACCCUUCCAGCCAGCCUGGUGGUGGUCUCAGCUCCCACAUACAUGCCCUCCAUGACCGAGAACUUAGUUUCUGACUUGGGUCGUUGAAUCUCCCUUGGGAGAAUGCAAAACAGGAAGGUCAUUCAAAUCUUAAAAGCCUUGUGUCAUGUCAGCGUGGAUGUGUUGAAGGGCUACCCAGCCCCUUGCCUGGGGAGGGAUGGCGAUGAUCCCUGUAGAGGUGGGGCUGAGCAGCAGCCUUCCUAGGAAGUGUGGAUACCCCAUCAUCUGGAUGAAGGACAUCGUGUCAACAAGACUGGGGAUGACUGAGUUCGGUCUGUGACAACUUAUCCCAAGUGUGACCGUAGAGCAGGGAAAUGCUUGUCUUUGUGCACCCAGCAGACCUUGUCACCUGACACACAGGUGUGCUCACCAGUGCCCUAAUGGAGCUGAGGCUCACCAGUCGCUAAGGUGAUGGAGAGGACCCCCAGCCUUCUUCUUGACUCUGCUGCUGUUUUGCUGUGUGGCUUAUUCCCAGUGGCCUCACCUCUCUGUGCCUCAGCAUCUUCAUCUACAAUAUUUCUGGUUCCCUCCUGGGAAUGUUGUGAGGAUUAACACUUGCUAACGUCUGUAACAUUUGGUACCCUCUCAGGAGACAGGUGGGAAGUUAUGGGGUCUGGGAUGGGUGUCUCAUUUCCCAUUUACAACACAGAAUUGACACUGUACUCACUCUCUCCAGCUGUUUUGGUUGGAGCAAUGAGCACAAGGAGGGCAAGGCAUGUUUAAUGUGCAAGCUCUCUGGGGCCCCCACAGAGCUGGACCCCCAAAAGAGGAAAAUCCCACAGCCCUUGAAAACCAGUUUGAUUCCUGUGUUCAGACUUGAAUUUAUUGACCUCAUUACUGAAAAAUGAUUAGGGAUGGACAGACAGUAUUGGGGUUCCACUUACACUUUGGUUAUCAAAGCACAUGAUUCAUUUGGAACCACGAUGUUCGACUUCCAAUGAGGCCUUUGGCACCGCCAGUCUAUAAAAGGUUGGAAUUUCCAAGACUGGAAGCAGGGGUCGGCCUCCAAGAACCGUCAAAGCACCUGUUCUUCAACUCAAUGGAUGAUUUCCCCGUGAGGGAAAAGCACAAACCUAGGCCCAAUGAGCUUAAGAAAUCCUCCUCCCUGAGGCUGAAGACCAUUAUAUUCUAAACUUAACACAAGCACAGCUUUUCUUACCAUCGGAAACCAAAUGCCUAUUUGGUAGACAGGCGAUGCCCACUCUGGUCUGAACUUUUGACCUCCUAGGGACACAUGUCUGAUUCCUAGGGACACAUGUCUGAUUCCUGGGCCCAAGGAGUGAGGCUCUGGAACCUGACUUGGCUUUGCUGAGGCUCCAAAUCCACUAUCUUUAUGACAUUCAGCCACACAUGUGGGGUUUGAGGCUGCAGUGCCCACAGCC